This is a messenger RNA of Acaromyces ingoldii, 3035 nucleotides long. RefSeq lists its product as hypothetical. The transcript is spliced from 3 exons. Lineage: Eukaryota; Fungi; Basidiomycota; Exobasidiomycetes; Exobasidiales; Cryptobasidiaceae. The record is from RefSeq and is a predicted model, not a curated record. The coding region runs from base 51 to 3035 and encodes 994 amino acids.
CAAAAGGACAAAUCAGGGUGCGGUGAGCAAGCGAGCGAGUAGAAGCAGCCAUGCCAGUCGCUACAUCGUCGUCGCAGGCCGUCGCGGCGAAGCACGAAGACUUGGCCAACAAGCACCGGCUCCACCUCGACGCGGUGAGGAAGGUGCAGGCACAGGCGCUCCACGAUGUCGUCCCUGCCGUCAUUUCCGAGCUAGGCCUCGAGGAGGACGCCUUGGCGACCAAGCGCAUCAAGUGGUUCCUGAAUGAUCGCGCGACCAUCUUUCGCUUCUACCGACGAGGCCGGUACGACGCUGCGACGGCGCUUCAGCUGCUCACGACAUCGCUGCAGUGGCGCCUCAGGACGGAUCUGGACUCGCUCUCGCUCUCGUCGCUGCAUCCCCUCUAUGUUUCACCGCGCCCGCCCCGGCCGCCACUGUUCUGGGCCAACACAAAGUUCGUCGACCGCUACAGACGGCCGUGCGGUGUCAUCAGUCUUCAGAGCCUGGAGCGUGUGGACAGCGCAAGCCUCGACGAGUGCCGCGAGUACAUCGUUGGAUGUAUGGAGUCUGUCCGCCGCCUCCUCGCCCAUUCCUACCGCGAGAAGAAGAAGGAGGAGGGUGGCCCGCUGCAGAUGGUCAUUGCCUUUUCCCUCGAAAAGUCGGGCAUGGCCAAUCUGGAGCUCGAGCUGUUGCCCUUUCUCCUCGACCUUCUCAAGAACCACUUUCCCGGCAUGGUCGGCGCCGUCUUUAUUCUCCACUACGGCUGGGUCCAUGCCGGCAUGUGGGGUCUCGCCAAGCGCGUCCUGCCCCAGCAGGCCCUCGACAAGAUCUUCUUCCCUUCGAAGGACGGCCUCCUCGAAUUCUUUGACGCGGAUCACCUGCCCAGACCCUUUGGCGGCACGCUCGAGGUGGAGAUCGACGAGUCGAGCAACGAUGUCAUGUCCAAGUUUGCGCGGCCCGUCUUUAGCUCAAAGAAGAAGGCCGGGCAAGACGAGGGCAAAGCAGCCGAAGGUGGUGGUGGUGGUGGUGGUAGCGCCAACGCCGGCGGCGACAGCAGCAGCGACGAGUCUUGGGAGCGCAACAGCGCCCCACCUAGCCCACGGGGUCGCAGCGGCGUGUCAAGUCCGGCGCUGGGCUACAAAAAGACGCUGAGCCGUAGCGGCAGCUUCGACAGCCUCGUCGAUGAAUUCUACAGCACCGAGAACACACCCUGGGGUUCGCGCAGGGGCACGCCAAAGCACUCGGUGCCCUCUACGCCUCGGCUGGAGCAGAUGCAGCACCUCGGAGGAGGCCUGCCCAGCAUGACGCCCAAGGCCGCUCAGAAGCUGCAGUACUUGCAAAUGACGCGGGACGAGGCGAGCUAUCCCUCUUCUGAGUCUCGACCGAGGACCAAGUCGACGCCAACGAAUCCCAGCUCGCUCGGCCUAUUUCACGACGAUGGCUCUGCUAUCCCUGGACGCGGUGGUUCCCAGCUUUCUUCGCGUCAACCAUCGCGCCACGGCAGCCCUGUGCAGAGCAGACGGGGCACCCUGGUCGGUGGUCAGCUGCCGCUGCCGCUGCAGCAACAGCGAGGAAUGCGAAACGUGCACUUUACAGAAAAGGAAGACCAAAGCGGUCCGAUUCGCAGGGUGGGCUCCCUUCGCGACUUUCGUCUGGGCAGCCUCACUACCCCGGGCGAGGGUCAGAUCGGUCUCCAGGGAGGAGUCAGCGGUGGUGGCAGCGGCAGCAGCAGCAGCAGCGGGGAGGGAGACGAGAGCGACAGCGUCGAGAGUGGCAAAGAUGGCCAAAAGACCGACGAGGUUGUCGACGCCAAGGGCAAAAAGCAGAGGCAGAAGACAAGCGAGGCGAGCGGUGGCGGCGAUGCAGAGCGAGGUUUCUUUGCGCGAUGGAGGCGAGGCAGCAGAAACGUCGAUGCAGAGGCGACCAAGGCGUCGGAGAAGGAAGUGGCGUACCGCAAAGAGCUCAUGAGGCAGCAGCAGGCACAGUCGAAGUCGCCUCCCUCUGCCGUUGGUCCUGCCGACGCAGCCGCUCCCCCGCCCUUGGCUGCAGGCGAGGCGCUCCCCUCGCCCCAGCUCCAGGUGGCCGAUUUGGAAGAGCCACCAAUCAGCGGCGUCAUGCUUCUGGAGCCAAGCUUCCUCUCGCGUCGCACGCGCAAGUUUGCCGCCAUGCCCGAUCAUGUUUCCCCGUACAAUGCCUCGAAUCCCUUCUACGGCUACCCAGCCUACCCAUCGUCGUCGGCUUCGUCGCCCAAGGCGACGCUGGUGCCACUUUCCAAACUCCCUCGCGACGGCACCUCUGCUGUCAUGAGAGGAGGCGCCGCGACGAGGGGCCGUGGUGCAUUUGACCUCUCGACAGUCUCGGCCACGGGCCAGUACUAUCCGCGACACAUGCACGUCAGGCGGCGGAAGCGCGACCUGAUGCGGACGCUGGCCUACCUCUUUGUCCUCCGGCUCCUCAGCCUCCACCGGUCCGUCCGCGCCCAGCUGCUGGCCGUGGCGCGCCAGCUGGCCCGGGCCUUUGCCGUGGGCGGCGAGGAGGAGGGUGUGGCCGCAGCUGAUGGCGAGGCCAAGGAGGAGCGCUGGAAGAUGGCCGAGGAGCGGUACCGGCGACUGAAGCUGGCGGGCCGCCGGGCCGAAGAGGACGACGACGACUAUAGGCAGCGCCUCGAAGCGAGCCGGCGCAGAAUGGCCGCUGCCACGGCCGCGCAGGGCAGGCCACUGGCGACGCUCGGCAUCCGGAAGCGCUACGCCGUCUUCUUUGUCCUGCUUGUUUUGCUCUCCCGGCGGCGGUGGAGGCAGAGUUUGACCCAGGGCAUCGACGGCCUCAGACUGUGGAUCGUCGCGGGCGCAGGGAGGGCAGUGGGUGGGUUGGCAAACGAUGACGCCGCCAGCGAGGCAAGAAACCCAUGGGACACUGAAGAGGCAGUGGCAUCGGUGGCCGCACCCAGCGAGGACGUCGCUGGCUCUGCUGCUGCGGGCACCGCCGCUGCCACGGCCGACUCGUCGUACAGCAGCCUCACAGGCCUGCAUCUGCGGCACAGGCUUGGGAUCAAGUAA